GUUGAGAAGGCCAAAUAGCGAGUGUCUGUGCACUUCACUGAGAUGUCGGCGGCAUUACGUGUGGUCUACACUGCUUCAAGGCCAGGGUCGUUUCUGGCCUGUCAGAAUCUCAUACGUCCUUUCAGCCUGUCGGCGCACAGAGCAGGGAUUAAGUAUGUCAAUAAUCAGGAGGAAGCCACAGACUGGAAGUCCAUUACGGACCGUGCAGCUCAGACUCUUCUGUUGACAGAGCUGAUCAGAGGUAUGGGAAUGGCCGUUAGCUACCUUUUCCGUGAACCAGCCACAAUCAACUACCCAUUCGAGAAGGGUCCACUGUCGCCCCGUUUCCGUGGUGAACACGCGCUGCGCAGAUACCCAUCAGGAGAGGAGCGCUGCAUCGCAUGUAAACUCUGUGAGGCCAUUUGCCCAGCCCAGGCUAUCACUAUUGAGGCUGAACCGCGUGCUGACGGCAGCAGGAGAACAACACGCUAUGACAUAGACAUGACCAAAUGCAUCUACUGCGGCUUCUGUCAGGAGGCCUGUCCUGUGGACGCUAUUGUAGAGGGCCCCAACUUUGAGUUCUCCACAGAAACCCAUGAGGAACUGCUUUAUAAUAAAGAGAAACUCCUCAACAAUGGAGACAAGUGGGAGGCUGAGAUCGCUGCCAACAUCCAGGCUGACUUUCUCUACAGAUAAACAUGCUUCACGGACUGCCUCGUCUCAGCACAGUGACAAUAUAAGCAGCGUCAUGUUCUCUCACCAAUAAUCGCAGUGUUUCAGUGGCAUAAGGUAGAUUUACUUUUCAGGGACUUUUGAAGAUGCACAUUUUGGUUUAUUUCAAUGUGAGCAUACACUUAGAUGCUCAGUUCUGGUAUUAAAGGGAUAGCACACUUAAACAAUGAACAUUUUGUCAUCAUUUACUCAUCCUCCAAAGGUGUUUAAGUUUUUUUUAUUCUAUUGAACACAAAAUUAGAUCAUUUGAAUAUUGUUGGAAACUGGUAACCAUUGACUUCCAUUUGUUUUUCCUUCUAUUGAUGUUAAUGGUUGCCAGUUUCCAACAUUCUUUAAUCUCAUUUUGUUUUCAACAGAAAAAAAGAAUUAUAUAAAGCUUUGGAACCAACUAACGGUGAGUAAAUCUUCAUUUUUGGGUGAACUAUCCCUUUAAGCAGCCUUAAAGUAGAGCAUCACAUGGAGAUAUUUCUCUGUACAUCUGAAGUUGUGCAGCACAGCAUCAUCCUCACAUGGUAAAUGUGUAAUAAGUAAAAUCAAUGGCAAGAUAACCACUAGAAUGAUGCCCUACUUUAAGGCAAAUGUUACAUUCUCAUUUUAUGGCAGUCGAUCCAUCCUCCCCAUUUUUUUCUUCCUUCUUCAUUUCAUAUUUUGACCAUCCAGUUGAUUUAAAUGAAGAGUUGUAACAAACAAAAGCACUUCAAGUGUGUUGAGUUUAUCUCACAUUAUCUCCUUACUGGUAAAACAUUUUAUUUGUCCUUGUGAGAACUGUACAAAGACUAAAUAAUUGUGGACCGUAUAUAAUAAAUUAUCGCUCUGUC
Danio rerio (zebrafish) is the source of this 1529-nucleotide messenger RNA. It is a transcript of the gene ndufs8a, whose product is annotated as NADH:ubiquinone oxidoreductase core subunit S8a. The record is from RefSeq and is marked provisional. Gene Ontology annotation, biological process: proton transmembrane transport. Gene Ontology annotation, cellular component: mitochondrion; membrane. Gene Ontology annotation, molecular function: NADH dehydrogenase (ubiquinone) activity; 4 iron, 4 sulfur cluster binding; oxidoreductase activity, acting on NAD(P)H. Lineage: Eukaryota; Metazoa; Chordata; Actinopteri; Cypriniformes; Danionidae.